This is a messenger RNA of Dermacentor silvarum, 1582 nucleotides long. It is a transcript of the gene MAGE, whose product is annotated as non-structural maintenance of chromosomes element 3 homolog. The transcript has 9 exons. Bases 164 to 922 code for a protein of 252 amino acids. The record is from RefSeq and is a predicted model, not a curated record. Gene Ontology annotation, cellular component: nucleus. NCBI's taxonomy places the organism in Eukaryota, Metazoa, Arthropoda, Arachnida, Ixodida, Ixodidae.
CAUUGGCGCGCCAAGCAGUUCUUUAUUCUAUGCUAUGGUUUUUAUUCUAUGAGCCCGCUUCUGCGAAUAGUGAAGGCUGUGCGAGUGCAACGUUUGCGAGUGUGUAAAAGUAACUGCAACUCGAGCCAGUGUCCGGCGUAGUGUUUUGUUUUCUUCGUUUGAGAUGGCAGAAUCCAAGAAACGAUCCAGACUAACUCAGUCUAAACUCAACUUCUCCCAGCCUUCACAAUCACCUGCGAAGCGUGGAGGUUCCGAGAAACGUGGAACCGGUGUAUCGGCGGAAGACCUUGAACGUUUGGUCAAUGACACUGUGUACUACCUCUUGAUCUCCGACCAGCACAAGGAGACCAUCAAAAAGAAAGACAUACAGAAGCAUGUUCUGAACAACAGUGGAAAAGCAAUGCGCGCCGUGCUGGCUUCAGCCAAGGAGAAACUCCAAGAUGUGUUCGGCGUCGAAUUGGUAGAGCUUGAUGACAAACAAGGCUCGGUCAUACUUGUCAGAAAAGUUGACCUUUCCGAGUUUAGUCAAUUCCUGCAGAUAAGUGACAAAGUUCUUGCAAGACAGGGUCUCAUAACUCUUGUCUUGGCUCUUAUUCUCAUGAAUCAUGGAAUCAUUCACGAAGCUUCACUUUGGAAAAUGCUGAAGCCCUAUGGCCUUGACCCAAACUCGUCGAAUCCCGUCUUUGGUGACGUGAGGAAGCUGAUCUGUGUAGAGCUUGUUAAGCAAGCGUACAUCGAGCAGUCGGUGAUUCUUGGGUCUGAUCCGCCAGUGAACCAGUACCAGUGGGGUGUGCGUGCAAAGAAGGAAUUCUCGAAGCGUUCUGUCCUCGAAAUAGUCUGCAAGGUUAUGGGUCAAGGGACUCGACUAGAGCACUAUGCGUCAGUGUACAACGAAAUAGUGCAUUCUGAGCAAGCCAACUGAAAAGGAACCUGAUGUUAGCCUUCCACAUUGGGAAUCAAUUAAUUCAUUGUACAAUACCUUUCCUUCUUUUUCCGUAGUUUGGAAGGAAGGCAGUGCAACUUUUUUUACCGUGCAGACAACACAAAAGUGAAGGACAGAAGCAGGCACAUCGCUUGUGGUGUCUGUUUCUAUUCUUUAAAAAAAUCUUUCUUCUUCAAUUAAACAAAGGACGAUCUACGGACAUAGGUGUAGCUCUUUGCCCAUUUGUUCUUCUUUCCUGAUCCUUCCUGGAUGUGUACUGGUCUGUUGAAAGAAUAGAUACAGACAAUGUAAGUGCCAUGCCGUAGAGGUGCAGUAAUGAUUGAGAAACAAGUGUUUCUUGAUCUUAUUGUUAUACUAUAAUUUCAAUUUGGUUGAAUUUAUGUAACAUAAAGUUUGUUUGUUUUUUGUGUCUUCACUCAUUACUUGUUUUGUGAGCCAGACUGCUAUAUUCUGGAAUUGGCAGUUUCGCAUUAAGGCCAACACCUAAAAAAGUUCAUUUCAUGUUUGGUUAUAUCUUUUCUUAUUUUUGCUACACACAUAAAAGGAUUCUGUGAUAUGUACAUACUUCAUCGUCUUUGCCUGCUGGGCUGCUUGAUGAUGAUCGUCUUUUUGUAAUUAAUAAAGCUGUGUAAAUGUUGC